Morus notabilis is the source of this 1984-nucleotide messenger RNA. Its product is annotated as non-specific phospholipase C2. Lineage: Eukaryota; Viridiplantae; Streptophyta; Magnoliopsida; Rosales; Moraceae. Gene Ontology annotation, biological process: phospholipid catabolic process. The record is from RefSeq and is a predicted model, not a curated record. The transcript has 4 exons. The coding region runs from base 90 to 1676 and encodes 528 amino acids. Gene Ontology annotation, molecular function: hydrolase activity, acting on ester bonds.
UUGACAUUGUUCCAUAUAAAUGCCAACCCAAGCUUCACAAACUUCUCAAUUCAUCUCUCUCUCUCUCUCCUCUUCUCUCUCUCUCUCUCAUGAAACCAAUGGAUCAGACAACCACCAUUCUCACACUCAUCAUAAUCUCGUUUUCCUGCAUUAGUAGUACCACUAGUAGCCCCAUCAAAACCGUCGUCGUUUUGGUGAUGGAGAACCGCUCCUUCGACCACAUGCUCGGCUGGAUGAAGCGGCUCAACCCGGAAAUAGACGGUGUCGACGGUUCGGAGUCGAACCCGAUAUCGACGACCGACCCGAACUCGCGGCGGGUCUUCUUCCGGAAUCAGUCCCACUACGUCGACCCCGACCCCGGCCACUCCUUCCAGGCCAUCAGGGAGCAGAUAUUCGGCCGCCCCGGAGACGACGCCGUUUCGACCGACGCGGCGCCUCCGAUGAACGGCUUCGCGCAGCAGGCCUUCGCCAUGGACAACUCCUCCGCCAUGUCGGAAGCCGUCAUGAACGGCUUCGACCCUGACAAGGUUCCCGUCUACAAAGCUCUUGUGGCUCAAUUUGCUGUCUUUGAUAGGUGGUUCGCGUCGGUGCCGUCGUCGACGCAGCCGAACCGCCUCUUCGUGCACUCGGGAAGCUCCGGCGGCGCUACGAGCAACAUCCCGGCGCUCCUGGCGAAGGGCUACCCGCAGCGGACCAUCUUCGAGAACCUCGACGACGCCGGAAUACCUUUCGGAAUUUACUACCAGAACAUCCCGGCCACACUGUUCUACAGAAACCUAAGGAAGCUCAAGUACUGGGGCAAAUUCCACUCGUACGACCUGUCGUUCAAGAGCCAUGCACGGCGAGGGAAGCUCCCGGGCUACGCUGUGGUGGAGCAGCGGUACAUGGACACCAAGAGUGCGCCCGCAAAUGAUGAUCACCCGUCGCAUGAUGUGUACCAAGGGCAGAUGUUCGUGAAGGAGGUGUACGAGACUCUGAGGGCAAGCCCGCAGUGGAACCAGACCCUGCUUAUCAUCACUUACGACGAGCAUGGCGGGUUCUACGACCACGUUCCAACGCCGGUGCGCGGCGUCCCAAGCCCCGACGGCAUCGUGGGGCCGGAGCCGUUCUUGUUUCGGUUCAAUCGGUUGGGAGUUAGGGUUCCUACUAUUAUGGCCUCGCCAUGGAUAGAGAAGGGUACUGUUGUUCAUGGACCCAGUGGAUCACCAUUUCCGACAUCAGAAUUCGAACACUCUUCCAUUCCGGCGACGGUGAAGAAACUCUUCAACCUCUCCUCUCCUUUCCUAACGAAGAGGGAUCAAUGGGCGGGAACAUUUGAAGGAAUUUUCCAAAAGAGAACGGAACCCAGAACCGAUUGCCCAGAGAAACUACCAACACCAGUGAAGAUCAGGAAAGGAGAGGCCAAGGAAGAGGCCAAACUGUCAGAGUUUCAGCAGGAGCUGAUGCAGCUUGCGGCAGUUCUGAAAGGGGACAACAUACUGACAAGUUACCCAGAAAAGACUGGGAAAGAAACGACUGUCAAGGAAGGAAAACAAUAUAUGGAAGAUGCAGUGAAACGUUUCUUUGAGGCAGGACUUUAUGCUAAGAGAAUGGGAGUUGAUGAAGAACAGAUUGUCCAGAUGAGGCCUUCCCUCACCACAAGAUCACCUUCUAAGACCCCAAAUGAACACCCAUAAGAAGAGAUAUAAAUAUGAUAGAGAUAAGAGAAUAAAAUGGUAAAUAAAUAGCUAUAUAUGAAAUGUACACUCUUUUAAGUAUUAUACAAACGAAGCAAAGAGUUGGGCAAGUCUAGAAUAAGCAUUUCUGAGAUGUUCAACUUACUGUAACAUGUUAUUCCCUCCUUAGCUACUCAAGAUGAUGAUCAUAGAGAUUUGAAAAUUUUAGUAGCUUGGUGGGAUCAAACUUCUUUCUUUUUUUUUCCAAUUGUUUAUUUUUUGGACAAGGUUGGUUGAAGCUUAAUAAAAGGUUGGGGAUCAUAUAGUUA